CGGGGAGGACGUCGCGCUCGGCUCCUCCGCCCGCCCACUCGGGCUGCCCCCACUUUGGGAGUAAUUGAGACUUGAGCGUGACUGCGGAGCCGCGAGGAUGCGGGCGCCGGGCGCGGGCGUCCCCGCCGGCCCGAGUGAUGGAGUGGGUCGGUGAGCCGAACAAAGGCGCCCGCCCCGGGGACUCGGUCCUUGGCUGAAGACCGCCGGCCGCGUGCCGCGACGACCGCCCGCCCACUAGGGUGGUGGCUGUGCGGCCCGGGGAGCGGCGCGCUCCUCCGCGGGGCGGGUGGCGAACCCAGAGGCGGGCACCUGCGCGCCGCUCCCGCCCCAGCCCCGGGGCGACCCGCCUGCUGGCCCGCAGGUCCCAGAGGUCCGUUGAGCUCACGGCCGGCGGCCGGGCUCCAGCGGCGAGCCACUUGCCGGUGCAGAGACCCCCAGCCCUUCGUCCGAAGCCGCACGCCGUGGACUGAGGAGCACUUGUGCAGAGCCCGGGCUCGAGCGAGCGGUCCCCCCGCGCCCCAGACCUUUCCGUCCUCCUCGCCGUCUCCGCCGCCCGCGCACCCGCGCGCUGGGCCGGGCUCCCCGCCGGCCGCCCGGAGAGUGAGGCUCGCACAGCCCCCGGGUGCCCCGCGUGUCGCCGGAGCCCGAGGGGCGCGGGUCCGGGGCUGGGGCCGGCCGGGCGUGUUUGAUGGCUUCACUGAGAAGAGUCAAAGUGCUGCUGGUGUUGAACUUGAUUGCGGUGGCCGGCUUCGUGAUCUUCCUGGCCAAGUGCCGGCCCAUCGCCGUGCGCAGCGGAGACACCUUCCACGAGAUUCGGCCGCGCGCCGAGCCGGCCAACCUCAGCGCGCACAGCGCCAGCCCCAUCCAGGAUGCGGUGCUGAAGCGCCUCUCGCUGCUGGAGGACAUCGUCUACCGGCAGCUGAAUGGCUUGUCCAAAUCCCUUGGACUCAUUGAAGGUUACGGUGGACGGGGCAAAGGGGGCCUUCCUGCUACCCUUUCCCCAGAGGAAGAGGAGAAAGCCAAGGGGCCCCAUGAGAAGUAUGGCUACAACUCCUACCUCAGCGAGAAAAUCUCACUGGAUCGCUCCAUCCCGGAUUAUCGGCCCACCAAGUGUAAGGAGCUGAAGUACUCCAAGGAGCUGCCCCAGAUAUCCAUCAUCUUCAUCUUCGUCAACGAGGCACUGUCGGUGAUCCUGCGCUCCGUGCACAGCGCCGUCAACCACACGCCCACGCACCUGCUGAAGGAAAUCAUCCUGGUGGACGACAACAGCGACGAAGAGGAGCUCAAGGCCCCCUUGGAGGAGUAUGUGCACAAGCGCUAUCCUGGGCUGGUGAAGGUGGUUCGCAAUCAAAAGAGAGAAGGUCUGAUCCGAGCACGCAUCGAGGGCUGGAAGGCAGCCACAGGCCAGGUCACCGGCUUCUUCGAUGCCCAUGUGGAAUUCACGGCUGGCUGGGCCGAGCCAGUUCUCUCCAGAAUCCAGGAGAACCGGAAGCGCGUGAUCCUCCCCUCCAUCGACAACAUCAAACAGGAUACCUUUGAGGUGCAGCGGUACGAGAACUCAGCCCACGGGUACAGCUGGGAGCUGUGGUGCAUGUACAUCAGCCCCCCGAAGGACUGGUGGGAUGCAGGAGACCCUUCCCUCCCCAUCAGAACACCUGCCAUGAUUGGCUGCUCCUUCGUGGUCAACAGAAAGUUCUUUGGUGAAAUUGGUCUCCUGGACCCCGGGAUGGAUGUGUAUGGAGGAGAAAAUAUCGAACUUGGCAUCAAGGUGUGGCUCUGUGGGGGCAGCAUGGAAGUCCUGCCAUGCUCACGGGUGGCCCACAUUGAGCGGAAGAAGAAGCCGUACAACAGCAACAUUGGCUUCUACACCAAGAGGAACGCUCUCCGAGUUGCGGAGGUCUGGAUGGACGAUUACAAAUCUCACGUGUACAUAGCCUGGAACCUGCCGCUGGAGAAUCCAGGAAUUGACAUAGGUGAUGUCUCCGAGAGAAGAGCAUUAAGGAAGAGUUUAAAGUGUAAGAAUUUCCAGUGGUACCUGGACCAUGUCUACCCAGAAAUGAGAAGAUACAAUAAUACCAUCGCAUAUGGGGAGCUUCGCAACAACAAGGCAAAGGAUGUCUGCCUGGACCAAGGACCCCUGGAGAACCACACAGCAAUCUUGUACCCGUGCCAUGGCUGGGGACCCCAGCUGGCGCGCUACACCAAGGAAGGCUUCCUGCAUCUGGGAGCCCUGGGGACCACCACACUCUUACCCGACACCCGCUGCCUGGUGGACAGUGCCAAGAGCCGACUGCCUCAGCUCCUGGACUGCGACAAGGUCAAGAGCAGUCUGUCCAAGCGCUGGAACUUCAUCCAGAACGGAGCCAUCAUGAACAAGGGCACCGGGCGCUGCCUGGAGGUGGAGAACCGCGGCCUGGCAGGCAUCGACCUCAUCCUGCGCAGCUGCACGGGACAGAGGUGGACCAUCAAGAACUUCAUCAAAUAGCAGACAGAGCCCUGGAGGAGGCCACAGGGCACAGGACAGGCUGGGCGGGAGGAGCGGCAGGGGCUGCCCUCGAGCCGCAGGACUUUCUGGCCCGAGUGUUGUCCUGAGACCGUGCCCCCUGGCACAGCCUGGCCCCCUGAGACGAGGAGCACAGGGGGAGCCUCCGCCCCUCCGCGGCGCCUCCAACGCUGCUGACAGCAGGGCCCCUCCUCGUCCUCACCUUGUGCAGCAGCAGCUUCUGGGUUCCCACCUCAGCCAAGCCAGCCACACCCUGCCUGCCCCUCCUCAGAGGACACAGCGACAUCCCGAGACUCAGUUUCCUUCGAGAUUCCGCCUGCCCAAGACUUUCAUGCACUCCCCAAGGCUGCUGCCCCCAAAGCUUUCCAAGAGGUGUCCAUGGGUGGGCAGCGCUGGGACCAGCCUGGGAGUCU
Messenger RNA from Sorex fumeus (smoky shrew), 2916 nucleotides. It is a transcript of the gene GALNT17, whose product is annotated as polypeptide N-acetylgalactosaminyltransferase 17. The transcript is spliced from 11 exons. NCBI's taxonomy places the organism in Eukaryota, Metazoa, Chordata, Mammalia, Eulipotyphla, Soricidae. The record is from RefSeq and is a predicted model, not a curated record. The coding region runs from base 689 to 2485 and encodes 598 amino acids. Gene Ontology annotation, cellular component: Golgi apparatus.